This is a messenger RNA of Phymastichus coffea, 4408 nucleotides long. RefSeq lists its product as uncharacterized. Gene Ontology annotation, biological process: lipid transport. Gene Ontology annotation, molecular function: lipid carrier activity. The transcript has 18 exons. The coding region runs from base 139 to 3963 and encodes 1274 amino acids. The record is from RefSeq and is a predicted model, not a curated record. NCBI's taxonomy places the organism in Eukaryota, Metazoa, Arthropoda, Insecta, Hymenoptera, Eulophidae.
GGUGUGUUGGUGCCAUCAAAAGCGCAGUCGUCUUGGGGCUUUGCCGGAUUUUUGAUUGUUAAAGCUUACUACGAUGAAGUUUUAAUACAGUUUCAAGAUCUAAAAACAAAAGUUUCGAACGGCGCAGAUGAGCUUGAUAUGAAAAAAAGUGGUAUAAAUGUUGAUGGUCCUGCUGUUGAUCUCUUAAAGCCAUUUAAAAUUCAAUAUAAAAAUGGACGAGUAGAUAAUUUUAGCGUUGAAGCUAAUGAAGCAGUGUGGGCAACAAACAUUAAACGUAGUCUUGCUGGAAUUUUGCAAUUAAAUUUAAAUGCUUUAGAAACACACGCAGCAUUCCACUCAACUGAGGUGAAUCAUUAUGGAGAGUGUAUUAUCGAAUAUAUUAUUGUGGUCGAAUCAGACAAUAAACGUAUGAUACGGAAAUCAGUCGAUCCUAGAAAAUGUAAAGGUCAUUCACAUCGAGUUUGGAGUAAUGUACCUCAUAUGCCAUGUUCAAACGUCGAUCAAAAUCCAAUAUUAAAGUCUAGUGAAAGAUUUUAUGAAGCCAAAGUCGUAGGUAAUAAAACACAAUUCUUAAGCAUUAAUGCUACAGGUGAAAUUUACGUUCAACCUUUUCAAAGUUUUGGUGAAGCUCAUUUUAUGACUUCAAACCAAAAAAUGAGAUUGUUAUCAGAAAGAGAUCACGAAGAAAAAGUACAGACGAAUAACUUUCAAAUAAAAACUCUUCAACACGAUUUGCCAGGGGACGAUUUAACUCAAGGAAGAGGGGUGUUGGACAAAGCUUCCAUUCUGAAAACUAUCAGUGUACUGCUAGAUCGUUUGAGUCAACGACUUGAAAAUCCUGGACUCGAUACAGAAGUUAAUAAUCUUCACAAUACAACUAUUUCUGUGUUAUUGUACUAUCUUGGUAUGCUAAAUAGAGUAGAUUUACAAGCAGCCUACAAUAACAUAUCUGGAACUAGUUACAAAGAAGAAACUGUUAGGAAUAUGUUUUUAGAAGCACUGCCACAAGUAGGAACAACAGAAUCAGCAUUGUUUGUUCUAGAGCUUAUUCAAUCAAGAAGUGUGUCAGAUAUGACUGCAAUUCAACUCUUGACUCAUCUUCCUUUUCAUGUUCGUCAACCUGAUGUUCAACUGCUGUUGGGUUUACAACCAUUACUUAAUCUUCAUAAUAAAAUUGCUCCUGAAGUUCAACACACUGGGAUACUUACAUUUGGAACUUUAAUCUACAAAACAUGUCUUGCUUAUUGUCCGUAUGAAAUGCUUGAUGAUUAUGUCAAAUUUUACUUAGAUAAAUUGACAGAAAGCAGAGAUUAUGAAAAGAAAAUGGUAUGGCUAGAGGGUUUGUCAAAUAUUCAGCUUGGUAGAGUUGUGGAAUUUCUUGAACCUAUUGCAAGUGGAAACAAUGGAGAAUCCAGGCAUUUGAGAGUUCUUGCUGCAUGGGCGUCUUUACCAACUGCUCCUCUUCGCCCUGAUGUGAUAUAUCCAGUAUAUUGGCCUAUUCUUACCAACCGAACAGAACAUUUAGAGAUGCGCAUAGCUGCGUUAACGCUACUGAUUGUUUCUAAUCCAUCAGCAAAUCGUUUAUUAUCUUUAUAUUGGUAUCUAAAGUGUGAACCAAACCCACAUCUUUACAACUAUUUUUAUACUACAUUGAAAUCAGUGGAAAGAACCAAAUUUCCGUGUUAUGCUAAGAUGAGUGGAAUUGUAGCGCAAUUUGCUAGAAUAAUGAAAAAGCCGCCUUUCAAUCAACACAUUCUCACUGGAAACUAUAUGUUUGAUUAUCAAGAUUCAAAAAGACAUUUUGGAGCAUUUGUUCAAGGUAUACUCAUUGCCAAUUCCGUAACCAACAUUCCAGAAGUAGCUUACAUUACUCUAAAUAAUCAUGGUACUGGAUUUGAUUUGAAUCACGUUUCAAUAUACAUCAAAGGUGAAGGAAUAUUAACUGCCAUUUCAACAAAUUUGAAUGACUUAAGUUUGUCAACUCGUAUUGAAGACAUUCUCAAGAAAUUUAAAUUAAAAAGUUUGAAUGGCAACCCAGUGCACUUUGAACUUAUUGUUAAAAUUCAGCAGAAAGCUGUUUUGUGUUUACAUCUUAAUCAAACAAAUCUUGUAGAAGUAUUCAAAUAUAUAUCAACGUUGAAGGAGAGUACAUACCAUGUGUACGAAACAAUGGAAUUCCAUGUAAAUCAACAAAGAAUUCAUGUACCAUUGACCAUGGAGGCAAUUCAAGUUACGGAUUUGGGCACAAAUGUAAGAGUAGCAGUGAUUGCUACAUCUUUAUUUUCAAUGAGAGGAAAUUUCACUCACAUUUUACGUGGUCGAAAUAAUCAUUUUAUCUUGAGAACAUCAAUCCAUGGAACUGAAAUGGUUGAAAAUUAUAAUCCCUUGAGCGAUUUUUGGCAUGCAGCAGUUAGAUCUCAAUCUGUUCAUGGCUACUUGCCUGUGAAUGUAACUUUUGGAUUUCACGAUACAUUAUUCCUUUCUUACAAUACACCUGAAGAAAAAUUCAAAGCUGGUCUCAUUGCACACGUUCGAACAAUUACAACUAUCGUAGGUUUUAAAGUAAAAAAUAGAUUAAAAUAUAUUUGUCCUAAUUGUUCAGUUGUCCAUACUGUUAAACGUUUACCGAAACGAGAUACUAAGUCCAAAACUAUAUACGAUUUUGAAAUUUCUGAGUUAGGAGGAGUAUUUGGUCUGAAAACAUUCGAUUGUGAAGACAGAAGUCCAUAUGAAGAAUCAAUUUUAACAGAUAUUCUAUCAACACAUCAAAGCAAUUGCCAAAUAUCGCCUAUUCUGGAAGUCGUUCUUUUAGGGUUGCAUAUUUUUGAUUACUUGUCUUAUGUUCCACCAUCAGGAAGUUGUGGUUUAGAAGCAUAUCUCAAACCAAUUAGUGCGCUCUCUUCUGAGGUCAAAUUCGAAUAUACGCAGCGUAAUAAAAAUUAUAUAUAUGCCUUAACACGAAAAAAUAUCAACACGGCGGAAAUACUAAGUCAGUGGAAUGUUGCUGUUGCAUAUGACAUCACAAGUUGGCUUUCAGAUACAUUAAAAAUUAAAGCAACUAGAAGCAUCACUUCAGAAGACAAAAUAUUAAAAUUCUGCAUUGAAGUAGAUAGAGAAACUCCUUGGGAUUGGGACUUUUUGAGCACAAAACCAAGUGAUCCCACUGAAAUGAAACUUCAUGCUGUUUGGGGCUUGGCAAAUGCAGCAAAAGGAAAUUGUCAUGGAUCCUUACUCGAUAUAAGUUUGAUUGGAGAAAUAUCUAACGAUCAAAUCAGAGAAGCCAAAGAAAAUAUAUGGCCUUACAAUGAGUGUCAAGAACAAGUACAAGGAAAAUAUUUUACCCCAUUUACUGAAGCUUGCUAUGAAGUUUCAAAAGAAAUGUCAACUUUGAGGAAGUAUAAAGUCACAAUUACACAUGAAAAUCUUCCUUUAAACUUAUUAAAGUUAGGAUGGAAAUUAAGAGGGUUAUAUGACUUAGCUGGAGGGAAUAGUUAUAGGUUCGUUAAUGCAAAUAAAGUUACAGUCACAACAACUUUUCCAAAAGACUCCAAUGUUGCUGAAGUAUCAGUCAAUGGUGAAAAAAUAUACACAGAAUUUAAUGCUAAUUUAGUUGAUAACAUUUUAAUUCGAAGUAGAUUGCAUAAAUACAUCAAUAGUGCAUUCUUGAAAUCAUUUUUCAGUACAUGUACUCUGACACCUCAAGUUAUCAUUUCUUCCAAGAACAUUUCUAAUACUUAUGUAAUAGAUUCAGAAAUGUUAAUGUUUGCUCGAUGUGACUACAAAAAUCCAAAAUUUGCAUUGACUGCAAUAAAUAGAGGAAGUUUUAUUGAACUGACUUUUGAUGAUGAGACUGAUAGAAUAACUCUAAGUCUUGAUGGCCAAAAGAGUGUAGUACACAACCAUACAAUUCCUGUACCAAUGUCAAGAAAUUUUGAGUUUUCUUACAUUGGAUCAAAAUGGUAAUGUAUAAAUUCUUUAGCACAUGCAGCUGUAGUAACAAAAAUGCAUGUAUUAAAUAGAAUUCUUUUAGAGCAUUUUAUGAUAUAAUCACAAAAUAAGCAGAUCUUUGAGUUUAUUUAUUCAUUAAUUCAUAUAAAAAAUUAAUUACACAAGUUUUCAAUUUACUAAAGAUGCAUUUUUUGUUAAUUAUUUGUAAAUGUACUUAGAAAAUUUACAUUGUUAGAGCUUCUAAAAUCUUAAUUAUAUUUUCUAUGAAUUGAUAGAAUAUUUCAAUUACCUAACAAGUAACAAUAUUUUUAAUACUAGGAUCAGGAUGGAUAAACAAAGGGUUGACUUAAUUUAUGCAGAAAUUCUACUUUAUGUUCAUUGGUCUCCUGAUCAAAUUCUCUUAUUUUACCCUAAUUAUAUCGAAGAAUUUGUAUGUGGAUAUUGUACAUUGCAAGAUAAU